AAACCAUAUAAUGUACUGCCUUUGGUCGGACUUUUGCCCAAACGACAAAACCCCAGUGUCCAAUUACAAUUUCCAGGUUAGCGUUUUUUACUUCGCGUUGGAGACAGGACUUGGUUGACAUAUGUUAUUUAGCUGCUAACAAUGGCUAACUGUAUGGUUUUUCACACUCAAAUAGCCUCCGUCAUGGAGGUACUGGCGAAUGCAGCCGUGUCAGAGAUCUGUAAACUCGUAGACGACGACUAUGCAGUGUUUCGUUUGGAAAUAACUCAAAGCCAGAAAGAAAACAGGACAUUGCGGAGGAAACUACAGCUACUUGAACUGAAGGUGGCACGGGAGCGCGCAGAGAGGACAAUGCGAGAGCGCGUCCUCGCCAGUCGUCCUAGAAGUGUCAAGAUCCUCGACCGAAACAGAGGAAUGGCAAGAGGUGAAGGACAUCUCACUGGAGGCCACAGGAGCUUUGUGAAGCCAGCGGGACACAAUAUAUGGAGAGACGACCAACCAAUCACGGUUGAUGAAGGGAGUGGAACCUCAACCCAGCACAUUAUCAUAAUAGAGUCUGCAGAUGCAGAGGCUGCAGGUCCUGGGGUCAAGCAGGAGAGGUCUGAAGGAGAGGAGGACCCCCAGAACAGCAGAGACAGCCAGACUGGAGCGCAGAGUAGUCCUGCUGUAGCCACAGAGGACCCCACCACCGCCCCAGCGCAGCCCAGCAGCAUCACGGAGGAGGAGGAGGGUCCAGAGGUGCUGCUGGUGAAGGAGGGAUGUGAAGAGGGUCUGGGGAACCCUGAGGGGACCAUGGUCAUGGAGGACAACCAGACUACACCUCCUCCUGAACCCACAGAGGAACCAGCUGAGCAGCAUAGGACCACACACAGUCUCACUGAGUCCGUAGACAUGGAGGAUGGGAAGCCUGAUCUUCUGCUGGUCAAAGAGGAGACAAUAGAAGACAGACCAGAGAGUAUUGAUCUGCUGAGUGGACUAAAGAUGGGGGAGCAAGGUAAUUGGCUGGAGGCUAACAGAGGAUACUGGGCGACCAUCUUGGAUUCCCAGACCCAGACGGGUGCAGCCAAGGGCCCGGGGGACAACAUCACUGAGCAGUCCAGGACCAGAGGCGACAUAGUGGAGAUCAGCGGAUGGGACAGCGUCCUCAACUCUGGGUUGGGGAACAACAGUGUUAACCACAACCAGAAACAGAUAGUCGAACAUAAAACAACAACCAAUCAUAUUAUCCAUGACAACAAACUGCCUGAGAACAGGGUGAGGAUUAGAUUUGGUCUACAGGGACAGGGAGGUGUCCCUAUGCGGCGGGAGAGAACAGACACAGACUCGGCUAGCGAUGCUCCAUCCUGCUCCUAUCGUUGUGAUUCAGAGACCCCUCAGGUUACCCCCCCAACAGGUGCAGCCUUCACCAUGCCUUCUAUAGGAUCUAUCAACUGGAACAUGGAGCCUGUGACAACACAGACACUCCCUGGCCUUCGUCCUCCUCACACUCUCCUAAUGUUAAACCAGACCUCAGACAAUGCCAGUGCCUCAAUACUAAAUGGAUACACAAGCCUAUUGACAAAUGACAGUAGUAGUAACGCUAUCAGCAGAUCCGGUGGCAAAGAGAAGCGCUUCCCAUGUUCGUUCUGUGGGAAAGUCUUCAGUUUCCCCAAACAGGUGGAGAUCCACCAGAGGAUGCACACGGGGGAGAAACCAUUCAGCUGCCACCUGUGCCGGGCCAGUUUCUCCCACUCGUCCAGCCUGAAGAGGCACCAGAGGGUCCACACAGGGGAGAGACCCUACAGCUGCCCCCAGUGUGAGAAGAGGUUCUCCCACCAGCACCAGCUGAAGAGGCACCUGAAGGUCCACACGGGAGAGAGGCCAUUUGCCUGUUAUCACUGCGGGAAGAGGUUCUCAGAGAAGAGAUACCUCAGUAUACACCAGCAGAAAAUGCACACGGCCCAUGUAUAGUGACAUACAGUGCUAUGAAAAAGUAUUUGCCCCCUUUC
Molecule: messenger RNA, 1988 nt
Organism: Coregonus clupeaformis (lake whitefish)
Lineage: Eukaryota; Metazoa; Chordata; Actinopteri; Salmoniformes; Salmonidae
Exons: 6
Coding region: 142-1950 (602 amino acids)
Biological process (GO): regulation of transcription by RNA polymerase II
Molecular function (GO): DNA-binding transcription factor activity, RNA polymerase II-specific; RNA polymerase II cis-regulatory region sequence-specific DNA binding
Source: RefSeq, a predicted model, not a curated record